Gaeumannomyces tritici R3-111a-1 is the source of this 1925-nucleotide messenger RNA. RefSeq lists its product as hypothetical. The coding region runs from base 214 to 1584 and encodes 456 amino acids. The record is from RefSeq and is a predicted model, not a curated record. NCBI's taxonomy places the organism in Eukaryota, Fungi, Ascomycota, Sordariomycetes, Magnaporthales, Magnaporthaceae. The transcript is spliced from 2 exons. Gene Ontology annotation, molecular function: FMN binding; oxidoreductase activity.
ACGGCCUUGAGCCCGCCGAGGACCCCUUCGUCACAGCCGGGAUCCGGGCGAAGGCGCGGUGUGUAUAUAAGUUGGCUGCGGGCUGCGUCUCCCAAUACAUAUUAUCAAUAUUGAAAUCAUACCGAGCUUGGCUGUUGCUUGACCCGCCCACCAGACAGACCCCUUCCACCGCCAGUGUUGUCUUCAUUCCGAGACGCCGUGAACAAAGACGAGAUGCCGCAGCAAAGGGUCGAGAGCGAGAGGGUUGACCCUUCACCCCUCGGGCAGCCACUGAAGUUCGAGUUCAGCGGUAAGACGGCCAAGAACCGCUUCCUCAAGGCCGCCAUGACGGAGCGCCUGUCGUCCUGGGACCCCAAGGACCUUUCCAAGCGCGGCGUGCCGACGCCCGAGCUCGCCAACGUCUACCGCCGGUGGGGCGAGGGCGGCUUCGGCGUCAUCCUCAACGGCAACAUCAUGAUCGCACCCGACCAGCUGGAGGGCCCCGGCAACGCCAUCAUCACGGCCGGCGCGCCCUUCUCGGGCGAGCGCUUCGAGGCCUUCAGGGAGGUGGCGACGCAGGCCAAGAAGCACGGGAGCCUGUUCAUCGCCCAGGUGUCGCACCCGGGUCGCCAGGUCUGGGACCGCGUCAACCCGGCACCCAUCAGCGCCAGCGACGUCCAGCUCACGGGCAAGGCGAUGGGCCUGACAUUUGCCAAGCCGAGGCCCAUGGAGAAGAAGGACUUUGACGAGGUCAUCGGCGGCUUCGCCCACGCGGCCGAGUACCUGUACAAGGCUGGCUACGAUGGCGUCGAGCUGCACGGCGCCCACGGCUAUCUUCUGGCACAGUUCCUGUCCCCGACCACCAACAAGCGCACCGACCAGUACGGCGGCUCGUUGGAGAAUCGGUCCCGCAUCAUCUUCGAGAUCGCCGACGCGAUCCGGGCGCGGGUUCCGGACCCGGCCUUCUCGCUAAGCAUCAAGCUCAACAGCGUCGAGUUCCAGGACGGCGGCUUCGCGCCCGAGGACUGCAAAGCCCUGUGCGCGGCGCUAGACAAGCACGGCUUCGACUUCGUCGAGCUCUCGGGCGGCACGUACGGGGCCAACGGCUUCAAGCACCACCGCGAGUCCAGCAAGAAGCGCGAGGCCUUCUUCCUCGACUUCGCCGACGCCAUCGCGCCCGAGCUGACGAGGACCAAGUGCUACGUCACGGGCGGGCUGCGCUCCGUCGCCGGCAUGGUCAGGUCCCUGGACACGGUGCACGGCAUCGGCCUGGGCCGCCCCGUCACGCACGACUUUGACCUGCCGGCCAAGAUCCUGGCCGGCACCGUCCUGGGCGCCCUCGCUAUCAAGUUCGACGAGGAGGACAUGCGGCUCAGCGUGGCCGCGUCGGGUCUGCAGAUCAGGCUGGUCGGCAGGGACAAGCAGCCCCUGGACCUGAGCGACGACAGGCACAUGGGCAUCCUCUACGCAAGUCUUGCAAAGUUUGCGCAGGAAAUGGCCGACAACGCGGAAAACUCCAAGUUUGGCUUCGCUGAUCCGGUUGGGCUGGAGGUGCAACCGUAUGGCACUCUGUAUAAUUUAGAGUUUACUUCUAACCGGCUCUAGGACUUGGGAAAAACGCGGCUACUGGGAUUGUACCUUUUUGCGCGCGCGUGGGAUUAAUUUGCAAUUUAAAUCCUUUUAUAAAAGUGGUUAUUGGAGGUGCAGAUACCACUUUUAUUUAACCUCCCGUUUAGUUGCGGGUUAAAUGUGCGUGGGGCGGGCACCCUCUAGUAGAUAUGGUAGCUCGACACACUAGAAUCGAUGCCUUUGUGUAGAUCGGAUAUAAUGAGGAGACAAUCUCACCCUUCACGUAUGCGCAGCUACAAUGCUAAUUCCCUCCCGGCUAGACUUGCAAAUAAACGGCAUCUGUGUUGCCAGGCUUCAUUGUGUAAGGGUAUGUGCGC